GGAUUUGAUAAUGCAGUGAGACGUUCAUGUUUUUGUUAUAAAUUUUAAUGCUAUGUUCUUAAAAUGGAAGGAUAUCGAAAUAUAUUUACUAUAGACCAUGUUCAUAGACUCAGGCAACUUGCGGAACAAGAUUUGAGAGAAAAGGGCAUCAAGUUACCGAAGAGCAAGAAGACAAAAAAGUUGAAUACAUCGCGUGGACCAAAUCAAGAUGGGUUAAUGUCAGCUAGUAAUAUAUUUGGUAAUUAUUUAUCACAUGUACCAUGUGUUUAUGUUGGUGAUUGUGGCUACGUACCAAAAUUUUUAGUUGAUGCAGAGGAAGUUAUUGUAGCUAAUAUUACUCAAGAGGGUAUUUUUAGAAAGUCAGGAGCUAUCAGUAGACAGAAAGAACUCAAGCAACAAAUAGAAGAAGGAAAGAGUUUUAGUGAUGCUAACGUUAACGAUGUUACAGGACUUAUUAAACAGUUUUAUCGUGAACUACCUGAACCAUUAUUCACCAGUGUUUACCAUGAUACAUUUAUCCGUUGUUAUCAACUGGGUAGUCUACCAGUGGCUACUCAUGCUAUCUUGUUACUAUGUCUACUGCUUCCCUCUGAAUAUCUUAGUGCUUUACGAUAUACCAUGAAACUUUUGGCAUUUAUUGCUCUCCAUUCUGAUACCAAUAAAAUGGAUGUUGGUAACCUUGCUGUGGUCUUGGCACCAAAUAUUAUGCAUGUGAAUAGCAAGAGUGAAAAAAUGAACUCAACUGAAGAAAAGUUGAUUCAAAUACAAACAGCUGUAGUAGAGUUGUUGAUAAAGAAUGCUGACUGUGUAGGAUUAGUUUCUGAUGAUCUGUAUGAAAGAACAUGUAAAAUGGUAGAAAUCUAUGGUGAAGAAGAUUUAGAUGCUAGCGAUGAUAAUACACUAGAAGAUUCUAAAGAUUGUAAGAAAAAAGAAAAGAAGCGUAAACGUAGUGGAUCUUUUCAAGGGUUUGUAAGCACUAUUGCACAUGGUAUAGCAAAAUUACGUAGAUCAACAGAUGGUAAAGAACAUACUAAACAUGGUACUGGUAAUACUAGUUCAACACAGGGUAAUACCACGCAAGGCAGUACAUGUUCUAUUAACCUUACAGCUAAUGAAUGUUCUAUAUCACAGAAUAAUAUAACUACAGAUCAGCCACCACCCUGUAUAGCAGCUACACCAGUUGUUAUGAGAAAGAGAAAAGCUUCUGGUGAUUUCGUUCCUUUCUCAGCCACUAAAAAAAAAGCCAUUAUUCAGCAUUUACCACAACAAACAGCACUAGGUAAUACACCUUUUACACCAGCUAGAAAGAUUGAUCUUUCAGCUACACCUACCCCUACACCAACUACAAAGGAUAUGAAAACCCCACGUAAAAAGUUCUUGUUUAGUCCUGGCAGUAGUAAAAAAACAGUGAGUAGUCAUGCUAAUACAAGUAAUACCAGUAAUAAUAUAUCCAAUGGUUCCAUCAAGAAACCAAAGGGAAAGAACAUAUUUAGAAGAUUGAGUGGUAGUAAGAGUGAUAAGGAUGCUGAAAGUAUAUCAUCCACCAGUAGUAUUGGUGAACGACUGGCAAGCCCACCAGACUCUUCUCCGAGCUCUGGUAUAUAUAAAAGUCAGUCUGAUUCACCAUUAUCAUCUAAAUUACCUUCAUCACCAUCUUUACCAGAUAUCUCUGUUUUAUCACAAACUAAUUCCCUCAACGAAGGCUUCAUCUCAGAGGCAGAUGUUCCGGAUUUUGACCAAACACAAGAAAGAGGACGAUCCUUACAAAGAAAUGCCCACACUUCAUCUUCAGACCCUACUGCUGACAGAUCUCCCAAGAAACCUGCUCGACGUUCACAUUCUGCAGACUAUGCUAAUCUGAAACGUGGAGCCCCUAAUACCAUAACUAAUGGUUUACUCAAAGGCAAACCUUGUGAUUUAAAGAAACUUCGAAGAAGCUUUGAUAAAUCAGAUAUCAGUAAUCCCAUACCAAUGGUGGUUCCAACAAUGUCUGAAACUACUCUUACCUGUCAAGAAGCUGUAGAAGCACAGCAGAGGAGAAAUGCUGAUAAUGCUUCCAUCAAAAGUUUGUCUGGAACUUCAAUUGGAUCAUCAGUAUCACAGGCUUCAACACAUUCUCAAAAGAUUUUUCCACCCCCUUCCAGAUUUUCUGACAAGCAAGAUAAAGCUUAUGAUUCAGAUGAAUCAGAAACUGGAUUUUCAACGAUCUCUGGCAACACAGUUGUCUUUGUGCCAAAAGGUGGGAAGCCAGUGAUAGUUUCUCAUAAGUCCUCCAAAGAAAAACAGAUCCAAUCCAGUAAUAGUACAGAUAGUUUGAUGAGUUCGGUAUCAGAAGCAUCAUUGGCUAGUUCCCAACCACAGAUUGAAAGAAGUAUGUCAACAGAUAGUGGUAAAGGAUCCCUUUUAGAUGACACCAUGCUGAACAUGAACACUAAUCCAAAAUCCUCUUUAGAUACUGCUUUUAUAGAAGAAAGUAUGUUGAUGGAUUCCACAAGGUUAGAUCUUGAUGAAAGUGAAACAUCAAAAUCUGAAAAUGUUGGAAAUCCCAAGAAAUCUUUAUCAUCCUAUGACUUAAACCAGUCUGAUGUACCCAAAUGUCAAGUUGUACGUUCACAGAGUAUGUUCUGUACCAGUAACAGUUUUAACCGCCCACCUCCAAAUAUAAAACCAAACUUACAAAUUAGUAAAGAAACCCAUAAACUUUUAGCUCGUGCUGGGUUCCUUUCUGAUAAAAAGGGCUCCAAAUGUGCCGAAGAUUUUCAAGUUCCUGUUAAAUCACCACAGAAAUCUUUUUCCAGAGACAGCAGUAGGGCCUCUAUCAAUAUGGGCAGUCUGGUGGACAUGAAGUGUGAAGAGGAAGAUACAGUGAUGGACCUUCCAACUAUACAUGUCACUGACACUGAAAUUGCUUCUGAAGAACAGAUGGAAACUGAAUCAAUAGAGAUUGAAUCUGAUAGUAAUAUUAUUAAAAGAGCUGAUACAAGUAUACCUAAACAUAACAGUAUCAUCAAUAUACAGAAAAAUAAUAGUGGAAAAGUUGCUGAAAAUGUAAAAAACUUGGAAACUCCAGAAACCAAGGAAAAAUUCGCUUCCCCUUAUCGUUUUCCAAAUUCAACCACAAGAAAAAGAGGCAUGUCUCCAAUUCGAAUUCCUACCAUCUUUGCCAAAAACGAUGUCCAAGCAUCUAAAUUUAGAGAGCUUGGAAUGCUUGCUAAAGAAAAGGGAUCUUUACCAAAGGGAACAGCAAAAGUUCCCAUUUCUACAAAUUUGUUGAAAUCUUCAGACCCUGCUACAAGUACUGGUUCUGGUUCUGAAGACUUUGAGUUUGUUAAACCAUCAAUUCGACCUAAUGUCUAUUAUACUGAUAAGAAUAAGCCUAAAAGUUCUUGCACAAAUAGCAUCGUGUCUGACAGCUCCAUCUCCAUAAGUUCCAUUGAUUCAGCUUCAGCAUCUUGUUCUGAGUCAAUAAAUAUUUCUGCAUUGACAGAAUCAACUGACACCCCUGAGGAUGAUGUUUUUAAUCCAACAUAUGAAGCAGAAUCUGAGGAACCAGCUAAAUCAGUCAACUCUUCCAUUGGACGUACACCAUCAUUUAAAGGUCAACAUGUGGACUUAAGUUCUUCUUUAAUGGAAACAAUUAAUGACAUUUGUACUCCUCAGCGACAAGCUUUAAAAGAUUGUGCAAAUGUUGUGGGUAAAGAAUCCACCACAACAAAAUUAGAUGAAGACAUUGGUGAUUAUGUUGUUUUAAGAACUGCUGGUGGUCUGACACCAAGAAAUGUUUUACGCUUUGCUCAAACCCCUAAAUCAAAAUGUAUUUCCCCAAACAAACCCUUAAAACGUUUAGUAUCUCCUGGAUCCCCCAGACGCCACAAUAGUCAAAGAUCCCCCAAACAAUCAUCAAGAAAAUCAGAUGGUGCUCCUGUUUUAUCAUCAAUUCCUGUUCAUUUACAAACAGAUACUGGUGAAAUGUAA
Messenger RNA from Lottia gigantea (owl limpet), 3975 nucleotides. RefSeq lists its product as hypothetical. The transcript is spliced from 9 exons. Bases 64 to 3975 code for a protein of 1303 amino acids. The record is from RefSeq and is a predicted model, not a curated record. Gene Ontology annotation, biological process: signal transduction. Lineage: Eukaryota; Metazoa; Mollusca; Gastropoda; Lottiidae.